UCAGCCGUCUCCAGUUCUCUUCGUCCUCCUCCUCGUCCAUCGUUGGAACAACGUUCGAGCUCUCUCUCUCUGUUUCCAGUGGUCGUGGUUUUGCUUUGAGUCCGAAUUCCCUCCCAUCACGUGUCUUCUUCUUGUCCUUUCUACGGACGACGACAGAAGCCACGGAGCUUUGUUGAAGCAGGGCGGUGCCAUUUGAGUAGCUCGAAGGGUGGGGAAAAAUGCAUCCUCCUUUGACGUUACACCGCCACCCUAUGUGCGCUGAAAUAAUCGAGCAGUUCCAGAAGUGUCACCUUGAUCAUCCUGUUAAAAAGUUCUUCGGUGAAUGUACGGAACUCAAAAUUAAGCUUGAUCGAUGUUUCCGGGCGGAAAAAGCCUUGAAGAGAAAGGCAAACUUUGAACAGAGCAAGAAGCUGAGGGAGAGGCUGCAGGCAUAUAGGAGAGAAACCGCUGAGAAUCCUUGAAGACAAGAUUCUCUUUCACUCAAAGUUUGUUGAAGAUUUUUAACUUCAUAUGACUCCUUGUAAACAUAAAUCUCGAUAAUGCUCGGGUGGCCAAAGUACAUAAAGGAAUGUCGAAUUUAUUGUGACAAUUGAGUUGCCGAAAGCUGGAUGUGUUUUUCCAUUGAAUAAACCUCCUUUCGAUGUGUCA
Punica granatum (pomegranate) is the source of this 648-nucleotide messenger RNA. The record is from RefSeq and is a predicted model, not a curated record. Lineage: Eukaryota; Viridiplantae; Streptophyta; Magnoliopsida; Myrtales; Lythraceae.